Molecule: messenger RNA, 1843 nt
Organism: Eriocheir sinensis (Chinese mitten crab)
Lineage: Eukaryota; Metazoa; Arthropoda; Malacostraca; Decapoda; Varunidae
Product: microfibril-associated glycoprotein 4-like
Exons: 7
Coding region: 261-1388 (375 amino acids)
Source: RefSeq, a predicted model, not a curated record
AAGUUUUUACACUCUCCAAACAUUCCCUGAUGACCUUCCCUUCAUUAUAAACACCUGUGGCCUGGCCUACCACCCCUCUCCCCCUUCCUUAGCCAGUCCCCUUCCAGAUCCAGGAGCCUGCCGCUGGUAUAUAGUCCACGGUCCCCUCGUGCUCACAGCAACUGCUACUACGGCUGCAUCGACACGUCUCCUCUGCGACACGUGCAGGCAGGCUCCCGAAGGCUUCUGCUGCAAUCCUCAAACUCUCUGACGUGGACACCAUGAAGGUGGUGUUGCUCUCCUUGUGGGUGGUGAUGUUGGGGGCGGCGGGCGUGCUGGCCGAACAAGCCGACGAACGUUUAAUACCGACGGAGCUACCGACGGACACACCGACCGAGCCACCGACGGAGCCACCGACGGAGCCACCGACGGAACCACCGACGGACCCACCGACGGAGCCACCGACUGAGCCACCAACGGAGUUAGCGACGGAGCCACCAACGGAGCCACCGACGGACCCACCGACGGAGCCACCGACGGACCCACCGACGGACCCACCGACGGGCCUACCGACGGACACACCGACGGCCACACCGACGGACACAUGGAGAACCACAUCGACAUGGACAACGCCAGGCACACCGGCGGAGACACCGACCGAGCCGCCAUCAGUAAACAUCAUUGGAAGGCCCGUGGACUGUGCAGACUACCUCAUGGCCGGAGCGACUUCUAGCGGAGUCUACGAGAUCUACCCCUUCUCGUGCACGUGCGCCAGGUCGGUGAGGGUCUGGUGCGACAUGGAGACGGACGGCGGCGGCUGGACGGUGUUCCUGAAGCGCCAGAAACAGACGAAUCAACUUGACUUUAACCGCACGUGGCUCGAGUACAAGGAAGGCUUCGGCUACCCUGAGCAGGAGUACUGGCUGGGCAACGAAGAGCUUCACCAGAUGACAUAUAGCCGCGAGUACACCAUCCGCCUCGACGUCGAGUCUACCUCUGGAGGUUCUGAUUACACCACUUACGAUGGCUUUAAGGUCGGGACGGAGGACAGCAGGUAUCAACUCACAGUGAGCGGCAGCCUCAGAGGAGACACAAACGUCAUGAAUUGCUUCCGAUCCUUAAGAAACCGCUACUUUACUACACUUGACAGGGACUACGACUCUUAUAGUGGCAACUGUGCAGCCAAGCAGGGAGGCGGAUGGUGGUACUACGACUGCAGAAAAUUCAACCCAACCAGCAUCUACAACAGUUCCUCCAUAGACAUGCUCUGCUAUACUAGCUCGUAUACACAGAAGGUGACGAACAUCGAGCUCAAGCUCAGGCCGGCCAUCUGCGACUCUUCGAUUAAGACCAUCCACCUGCAGGACAUCAGCUGCGGCUGCCAGAAUACAGCCGAACUCAUGCCCUAGUGAUGAUCUUGUUCUGGACUCCUAGAGCGUUCAUGUCUCGCCGACACGUCAGUUUACACCAUUCUGAGCACAGUUCUGAGUCAGGAGCUUAUCUCAAUACACAGUGAAAAGAUUUUAAUAAAUACUUAACUUGAAAACGUGUUAGUUAAAGUGUUAUCAGAAGACAAUAUCGAUAAAAGAGUUCAUGUCCCAUAAUCAUAUAAAUAAUAAGGCAGAUUUGUGCAUUGUAUCCUGCAUGACACGAUGUACAGUACGCAGCGACCUUCAACCAGACACCAACGAGCAUCACAACACAAUCCAUACUGUGGUCGUUGUCCACUCUAUUGUUCCAUUUAGAAUACCAAAUUUACCUCAAGAUCAUGUCGAUAUCCUGAUACGAGCUGUCACUGUUCCUCACUUGAAACACUUUCGGACAUUUUUCAGUUUCUUCCAUCAAUAAAAUCUCGAGACCUUCC